Molecule: messenger RNA, 2956 nt
Organism: Ectocarpus siliculosus
Lineage: Eukaryota; Phaeophyceae; Ectocarpales; Ectocarpaceae
Source: the annotation of a GenBank genome assembly
AUGGCGCGAGUCGACCAAGGGAUCUCGCGAGCCAGCGCAAUGAGAGCGAACUACGAAGCCUCUCUCGGCAACAUCACCAGCGCCAUUAGAAGGGGUGGUAUCGGCCAGGUCCUCAAGACUCUGGGCAUUAACAAGGCCGAGCCAAGCGUGCACGUCAACGUUGGCAAACAGCAGUCUAGCAGCAAGGACACCUCUGGCAAGGCCGAAGGGCGCGGUGGUCUCGUUGCGGAUGGGGAGCGAUCAGCCCAACGCACGCUAGGCGUCAGCUUGCUUGGAGCCUGCAGCAGCAAGGGCUGCCCCACCAAGUCCGUUGAAAACGAAGACCGAUACGUGCAUGGCAAAGUCCACGUCGACAUGAGCAAGCUUCAAGGGUUGGGCGUACAGGCUGACUCUGAUGGCCAUGGCAGCGGCAAGGGUAAGGUUCCGUGCUGGGCUUUCGCCACGUUCGAUGGCCACGCGGGCCCUGCCUGCGCGCACUUCCUCAAGGAGAACUUCAUGGCUCACCUGAGAAAAACCGUCGACACAAGAUACAACGCGGCCAAUGCCAAGACGACCCACAGCACCACCACUAGACAGGCCCAGGGCAACGCGGACGCGGGAGCAGGCAAGCUGAAGCAAGAGGAGGAAGAAGCUUCCGAGCCGCCGAGAAAGGACGGUAGCGUUGGUCACGGUGGCGGCGACGGUAACGACAACGCCGACGUACCUCCUCGAAAACUGAGCCCUUCCGUGGAGGUGGUGCUGGCGCGUUUGCUAACCGACACCCUGGCAUCGUUGACGCGGGAGUUUGAGGAGGAGGCUCUCGAGAUCGGAGAGAUUUCGGGUGCUUGCGUGAUCUCCGGUUUGUAUUGCGAGGGAGCCCUCGUGCUGGCGAACGUGGGCGACUGCCAGGCGGUUUACCACGGACAGGUCAAGAGCGCUCCUGGUGAUGCUGUCACUGCGCAGACGACGGUCCACGACGGCACCAACCCCGCGGAGGUGAACCGUUUCCUCAUGGCCGGUGGGUACAUAAGUGCCUCCGGGCGUUUCCAGGGGGUGUUGGAGCCGAGCCGCACGGUGGGAGACGUGGACGUGAAGGCGGACUGCCCGAAAGGCUGCAUCGCUUCUUUCCCAGAGCUUUUCAAGGUGGACAUCGCGAGCGACGUGUUCCAAGGUGACGAGAAGCCGUCCGUGCCGCCUUUCCUCGUGCUAGCCACCGACGGGAUCUGGGACGAGACUACGGCCAACAUCGUGGUUGACGAGGUCAAGGACGGCAUCGCCAAGAUCCAGGCCCACAAGCGGCGCUUCGCCAUCCGCACAAGAAGCGGUGGCAAGCAUAAGCGAAACUUAUCCUUCGGAUCGACGACCUUCACCGACGGCGAGAGCGACUCGGAGGACGAGCCGAGCGAGUUUUGUGGAAGCGGCGAGUGGGCUGAGCAAGGGAUGGACCUCGCUGAGCGAGUGGUGUCUCUCGCCAGGGGACGGUAUGACGACGCCACGGCCCUGGUAGUCGUGUUCGAGUAGCUCAAACGACAGCGGUAUAGCAACGUAGCUACCACACCAAGUUAAAAAAUGGCGCGUCGUAUAGCAGUCAGUUCUCCGCCGGUGUGGCUACACUUGUCAGUUUCCAGUUUCCAUCGCGUGUAUAUACAUAUUUACACGGUGCAAGGCGGGACAGGGCCUCGGGUUCGAGGUUCCAAUACAUGUUAACCUGCUGCUGUUGUACUGCUGUCGUCGUUGAUGACAGCGACCUGUAUCGGAAGGAGUGAGUCAGUGAGGGCGCACCUCGUUCCUACAUCGUGUAUUCGGGCACAGUUGCCAUCGGUUUUGAAUGGCACGUAUGCUUACUGUAUGCCGUGGAUAUCUUCUUUCCUUUGGUUUUGAUGCCUUGACGUCGGUCUCUUGUCUGACUGUCGACACGGAGUCCUCGGGCUGCCUUUUCCUGUUUUCAACCCCCUUCUAUGCAUCUGUACCGUCCCAUAUGACGGGCCAGGGGGAGGGGGGGGGGUGGCGAGAACGAGAAGAAUCUCGUGGUGUCGAUGUUUCUUUUUCUUCUGUUGUUUGUUGCCCUUUUUGUGUGUGAGGGGGAGAGAGAGAGAUGGACGAUGCGGCAACAUCUUGACUGCACCGUUGGCCGUUGGCUUGCUCCUUUUGUGUGUUUUCUGUGCUUGUAUUCGUGGAAGCUGGCAUGAAACCAGCGUCAGGUGUGUUCGAGUUUGAGAGCGACGGAGUGUAGUUUCGCGCUCGCAAUUGUUGUGUAUUAGUGUAGUAGAACGAACGUAUUGAUUGAAUUGCGUCUGGGUUAGGGGGGUUGGAGGUCAUGGAGCCAUCGUGAGUUCAGCGAUGGACCAGGGUGGAAGAGUUACCUCUUCUCCUUUUGGGCGGGUGGGGUUUCAGCAACAUCGAAGAGUGGUGAUUUUUCGUAUUCUCCUUGGGCAAGGACUUGAUGGAGAGCCGGCGGAGCCCUCAGCGUCCUCAACUUCGUGUUUGUGGGAUGAACAAUCCCUGCUGGAUAUGCGUUUGUAGGUGUGCAAAAGGGGCGAGCGUAAGACUCCCUUGGCUUUGGGGAUAGGGUAGGGUAUGUAGGGCUUUUCAGCGCCGUAUGCAUACGCGAGGGUAAGAAACCAUCGUUUCACAGCAGUUCGUUCCUUCGUGUGGACACCCUUUUUUGAGUCUCGUUGUGUGCAUGUAUCAAGGGCGGUGGACGUUGCGGGGCCGCCUUGAUAGCAUUGUCGGGUUAAAUGACGCCGAAUGUUCUCGACGUUGGGAGGGCACGAGGGAGAGGAACACACACCGUAGUUCCUCGUGGGCCUGUAACGGAGAGAUAGGAUUGGAUGCCUUCGGAGUGAGUAGAGUUGCAUGUAUGGAGCGUCAUGUAUUGAACGUUUUCCUUGCAUUCAUAAAUAUGUGGUAGUGUUUCUCCCUUACACGGGGGAUGGACAUACAUCUGUUUCUCUAAACAUUAUUCAUUCAUUAGAAA